AUGGUAAACACAAGAUUAAAAAUGGGAUAAAACAUGGAGGAUCUUGUAAAGUAUAAUUAAAACUUAUAAAAUUAGAAAAUAUGGAGGAUAGUUUGUAAUAAAUGAAUGGAAAUAAGUACGUUUAAAUGAAGAGGGAAAACUUGAAUUAGGUUAAGUAGUGUAUACUCAAACAGGAGAUAUAAAAAUUUGGACAAAAAUAAUAGAUGGACUUUGA
This is a messenger RNA of Paramecium pentaurelia, 214 nucleotides long. The record is from the annotation of a GenBank genome assembly. Lineage: Eukaryota; Ciliophora; Oligohymenophorea; Peniculida; Parameciidae.